This is a messenger RNA of Lachancea sp. 'fantastica', 525 nucleotides long. The record is from the annotation of a GenBank genome assembly. Lineage: Eukaryota; Fungi; Ascomycota; Saccharomycetes; Saccharomycetales; Saccharomycetaceae.
AUGCUUUCGAAUCGCGAGCAGAAGUUCUACUAUUACUACUUCGUGAUUCACAUUUUCACCACCAUUUUGGUGGACUCAACCGUGGUGGUCCCGGAAGCUUUCCAAUUUUCCAAACCACUUGUAGAUUACCAUAUUUCAUUGAACAAUGACUUUCUGCUGUACGAGAAACCUGCAUGGCUGUGGUGGUUUGUACUGGUCGAAUGUGUAGGCCAAUUGCCAGCUUUUUUCUGGUUUGCACACGAAUUCAAGAGACUUUGGUCGUUGAGAGAUCAGUCAGCGGACGACAAGAAUGCCAAGUCACAGCUUGUUGAUUGUGAAACGAACCUCGUAUUUUGGCUAAAGGCUUACGGAUGGAAUGCAGCGCUCACUACGCUUUUCUGUCUAUACACGGUAUGGGCCCGAGGAUACUACCCAUAUGGCCAGCAUUUGCCAAUGAACGUUGCGGAUAAAUUGAAACUGAUGGCAGUAUACUGUCCCUACGUCUUCAUUCCUGGUCGCUUGUGCUUCUUGAGCGUAAAGCACUAA